Molecule: messenger RNA, 5662 nt
Organism: Pseudogymnoascus verrucosus
Lineage: Eukaryota; Fungi; Ascomycota; Leotiomycetes; Thelebolales; Thelebolaceae
Gene: IML1
Product: vacuolar membrane-associated protein iml1
Exons: 2
Coding region: 77-5662 (1861 amino acids)
Biological process (GO): positive regulation of autophagy; intracellular signal transduction; negative regulation of TORC1 signaling
Cellular component (GO): GATOR1 complex
Molecular function (GO): GTPase activator activity
Source: RefSeq, a predicted model, not a curated record
CAACGACGACACGCCUCACCAGAUAUCACUAGACAAUGAAAUAAUACCGGCCGCCCAUUAAUGCUUCCAUAUACCAAUGAGUGCGCAAGCCUCAUUGCGCCGGGGCGCUGCGGCUCGCCCCUCAUCAAUUCCGCCCCACCGCCUCAGUAACGAUAACAACCCCCUCCCAAGCGCGACCGUCAAUCCGCCCAAGACGACUGCUCCUAGCCACAAUGAAGCGCCCGUCGAGAGGCAAUGCGUGCUGUGGGUCCAUGAUGAGAAAUUUUCAAAGGAAGAGGUUAUCUUCAACCACACUCUCUUGCCUGCCGGGCGCUACAAGCUAGGCCAGUUGAUGGCCAUUGUGCCGCUCAAGAACGAUGCCUUGGAUAAGAAACCCGGAAGCUUGGCGGCGAGCCAACAAUUAGAUGCCAGCAUCGCAGACAUGCGGUCGAGCAAGGGAAGCCUGGAUACCCAGGAGGAUGCCGAGAAGCAGUACCUCUUUACAUUGGGCGAGAUGAACAAGGAGACCGCGUCAAAGCACCCCAAUCUAGAAAUAUCAGUGGCUAAACAUGUCGCCGACGUAUUUGGAUUCAAGCAUAGAUCCAAUGUUUUGGUUACGACGACAACCGCUGCCAUUACGACGGCUUCACAUGUCGAAAUGUCCUUCAAGGACGAAUACCUGUCGAGAUCUGAUAUGUGGCGACUCACACUUGCGAAGUUGAGCAACAAGACGGUGUAUAAAGGACAAAAGCUUGUAUUUAUGGGCACAAUUAAGGCACAGAUAACAUCGGUGUAUGUUUCGGGGAGAAAAGUCCAGUCGGCGUUCUUUUCAACAAAUACAAAACCCAUCUUCCGGAGCGAAUCUGCUCGAUAUGUACUAUUUAUUCAGAUGUCUAAAGAAAUGUGGGAUUUUGAUUCAGAAGGAUCCGGAGAGAUUGUGUUUACAAAAGUUGUCAAUGGAUUUUUGCCGGCACUAUUCAAGAGGUGGGUGGCGCUCAAGGCAAAGCACCUUGUUAGCAUUGUCCUGUUUACCCGCGUGGAGUAUGAUACGGGCCUUACCAGUGACAUGGAAGGGAGCGGCGACUCAUACUACACGGGGUAUCAUACCACUGGAUCGAGGAAGCCGUACAAGGAUUUCUAUCGAGUUGUUGUCAGUGAAAUGGCAAGUGGGGAAUGGACGACAAUCCUGUAUCAGCUGAAGGUCGAAUUUCAUUUCUUUCGCCACGAUAUCUCAAUGUUUCGACUUAACAAGUAUGGCUCGAAGCAACCGACUGGAGAUUUCUCGAUGGGCUCGGUUCCUGGUACACGAGUGGAAGCAGAACCAACAUUCGCUGUCCAUGGAAACCUGUUGGAAGCAAUAAAUCUUGCAUCUUCUUCAUUCUCUUCUGACUACAUCGACCGCGACCUUAUCCGAACAGGGAUAUCUAUCGUCAUCAUUACGCCCUGUGCGGGAUUGUUUGAAGUGGACUAUGAGAAGCUGAAAGCUACGACAGACUCUUUGAUAGGUAGCGGGAUCGCAAUUGAUCUCGUCUGUCUCCCCAAGAUUCCUCUGCACUCAGUCCCCCUAUUGCGCUAUCGCAACCCCUUGUUUGAUGUAUACCAGGAAUCACUCCGAGUGAAGGAUAUUGGCAGUGAAAGCAGUACACCGCGGCAAAGCACCACCGCCUUUGGUAGCUUCAACACGCUGCAAGAAUCCUUGUCUCCUUCAAAGGCGUCGGAACUGCAACAACGCCUCAGCACGCUUGCACCUCAAAAUGCCCCUGAAGAAUGGAAUUAUGCUAUUCCGCACUGGCUAGACGUCUCCUUUUGGACAGGAGCAAGCCAAGAACUAUUGGCUAAGCAGGGUGGUAAGAUAUCAAAAGCAUAUCGUCGCAAAGGUAUUGUGAAGCCGAGAAAGAAUUUUCAGAUCAGAUGCAAGAUGUAUGAAAUAGAAAUGCUCGGUCAUGUGGAGAAUACUGAGAUAUCUGUUCCACCUCUGCCAGAUCGCAUCCGCCAACUGGGAAGAAGCGAAGGCGACGAACCUAGCAUUGUGAAGGCACCAAGAAAGCCAUUUUCUGGAAUUGGGGAUCCAUUGUAUGGGCCAACAAGGCCAGUUGUCGACAAGAAAUCUACGACUGCCGAGAAGGAUUUUUUCGAGUUACUAGAGGCCUUUGACGAGAAAGCCGCAGUGGUCUCCAAGCCAGGACGUAGUAAGAUAGUAUCACCAAAGCUUGACAUGAAGAAAUAUCCGAAGCUGUCAAAUGAGACCCACGAAAAGAAGAAGAGCAUCGAUGGCAAGAUAUCUGCACCAUUACCACAUCGCGAGAUACCAAAGGCGCAAAAUCAAACCCUAACAAUCCCAGAGACAAAUAACAAUGGGCUACUGGGUACAACUUCUCGCAAAACCAGCAUAUCAAGCACAAACUCUCAAGCAACCUCCCACUCUAGUCUCCUUGCACGCCCGUUCAAAGUCUCGCGGCAGAUCAGUUUUGGAUUCCGAGGCUUUGGGAUAGCUGCCCCCAAAGCUGCUGUUGCCGAAGUACACACUGAGCAUGCUAAUGCAGCCAGGCUCACAAGUCAAUCCCAAACAUCAACUCCGCAGAAAGAUAGCUCCUCCGCAAUGGCUAGCCAUUUGACAUCAUCUUCUCGGUUCGAUAGGACGACCAACCGGCCUGCUUCAUCUCGAGGAAGUAUAAGAUCAAAAGAAUCUGACCGCAAUGACAAUGCCGAGGAUACGGACAAAUUCACUAGCCGGCCGAUUGCCAUCAAGAGCCCAUUUUCGGGCUUUGAGGCGAACCCCCAAUCACAGGCCAGGUCGAUUUUGGGAUCAUUGUAUGAAGGAGGAGAGGUCAGGGAUGAUGACGACCUACCAACACUACAGAAGCUACUAUCGAACGACACUAUACGAACUUCAAAAUCGAAGCUGUUGGCAGGACCAGCAUCCGAUUUUGCAUCUCUUCCACAGACCGUAGCGCUCUCUCCAUGGCUGAAUGUUCUCAACCCAUCAAACCCCACUGCUGCUGACAAUGAUGCAAGCCAAUAUAAACGAUGGCAACACAUAUUUCCCGGUCCUGUUGUCACAAAGGCGAUGAAGUGGAAGUCCCUGUGUUCUCCGGCAUCAGUGCCGCUUACGACCGAAUAUUUCCCGACUAAAGUCCAACUUGAUACAGAAUUCCAGCAGAAGCCAUAUAAUAUAUCCCAAAAUAUAGACGAAGAUAUGCUCGAAGUGCCGAAGACAAGAGGAGAAUUUCUGAGAGAGCUCGUAGCAUUGCGACUUUCACAUGGGUUCCAGAUCGUCGUCGGAACUGCCGUUGCCGAAGCCUUUGGGCAGAAGGCAUUGAAGAUUGCAAACGCAUUCGAGGAUGAUCAUAUUGCUGAGGAUGGCACGAGCAUAUUUUUGUCCAUGGGGAAUAUCAUCCACCAACUUUCGUGCGUCAACGGAACCGAAGUCGAAGUAAACAUGUUUACAAGGAAAUCGGCCACGUUUUUACAGAAUGAGAAUGCCGAGACUCAAAACUAUAAGCCUGCGAUACGGACGUACUUCGAUUCCGAUUACGCCUGUCGCGAUGUUGCUCUACAAAAACCACUUCCUGAAUAUAAUUGGAAUUAUGUAGAUUCGUUUAUUGCGGGGCAUAAUGAGGAUAUAACCGAUAAUCUACGAUACUGGAGAGCAAGGUUUGUCCUUAUUCCCGUGGAACGGCCAGCCUUCCUUCAUAGGCCCAAGGGCGAAGACACAGAAGAAGAAAUUCGAUUGGAGGGCAUCAAAGCCUUGACACAGAUGUGGCAAAGACAUCGUUACACUCCGCCAUCCGAGCGUAGAUUUCAAAAUCUGUCCAGCCGACGGGUGAAAGAUCCAAACCCACUCGAUAUUUGGUAUCAAACACAGGAUCCUUCGGUUGUUAUCGCCGCUGAGCUUGAGACUCUACCAAUAUUAGAGACCGGAGAGGCACAAAUUAAGCGUGGCCAGCUUCUUUCUGAAAAGGAGCGUUUCAAGAAAUCGAAUUUGAAUAUCGGGAUGUUGGCUGAAGCUAUCCAGGCUCCCGUGGAAAAGGGUGGAGUCAGAAUGCAGAAUCGAAGGUGGCAUUUCAGACUGCAUUAUAAUUGCUUUAUCGGAUCCGAUAUGACAACUUGGCUGUUGGAGAAUAUCGAGGAUAUCGAAACCCGCGAAGAAGCCAUUGAGUUCGGCAAUAUGUUGAUGGUUAACGAUGAGGAAAGGCGCGCGAACACGGACUCCAAAGAAAAGGAGAAGGACUUUGGAAUAUUUGUCCACGUUGAAAAGCGCCACCCCUUCCGUGACGGCCAAUAUUUUUACCAAGUUGUUGGUGAACACGCAAAACCUCGACCUGAGACACGUACAGGGUGGCCAUUCGGGCCCCGUCGCAGAGACACCAAGGAUCCCAAAGAUAUUUCUGUUCCAACAACUCCCAUGACCGAGAAUGCCCCCAAAGAGUCUCCAAAGCCAGAAAGAACUCAGGCCAAUUCUAUUAAUGAUGAAAACAAGUCGACAGACCCUGGCACAGAACCACCUACCCCAACUGCUCGCAAACCCAAGGUAUCCCUCAGUAAUGUCAUGAAAUACGACGUCGAUCCACGGAAACGCUCGUACCGCCCUGAGCGUAUCAAUCUGCAUUAUGAUCGGAUCCACAACCCUGACAAUUGCUAUCAUAUACGCCUUGACUGGAUGAAUGUCACUGCAAAGCUCAUUGAGGACGCCAUCGCUUCAUGGACUCUCACAGCUGACCGGUAUGGGCUACGGCUCGUCGAAGCUCCAAUAGCAGAAGCUUGCACAAUCUCAAGUAGCCACCCCUUCCGCGCACCCUACCAUCUCAAACUCGCCCUCCCACCCCCUGAAAAACAACCGCCUACCGACUUCGACGCCACCAGCCUCGCCCCCAUAUCCAGCCCACAGAAGCACUACUACCAAAAAGCGAUCAUGAAGAAGUUCAACUUCGUCCUCGACACCGAGGCCGCAGCCAACUUCCCCACAAACGUCGAGGUGAUCUACAGCUGGGGCAAGCCGAACUACGCCUACUCGCAGUACAUCCACCGCUCCGGUACCGGCUUCGCCCAAAUCACCGACGAAGGCGAUUUUCUCCUGACCAGCAAUAAGAUGUUCAAUAGCCGCACCCAUAUCGUCCGCGACAACGACCGCUUCGUGCCGCCACCCCGCCAACAAACCCCCAUCAGCAGCCCCAUGCUGCGUGCCACCAUGGCCAGUCCCGGCCUGAAGCCGAGCCCAGUCGCGAAGCCGAGCGCCGCGGUGCCGACUUUCGCUGGGAAGGAGAAGCAGGGUCCAGAUGUUGCGAUUAAGGAUGACAUGGAACGCUUCUGUAAUGACGUUGAGGGACUACGCCGCUUCUAUGCUGAGGUAUGGGAGAAGGCUACGACUUCGGCUGUAAUGCCUACUCCACCAGUCUUCAAGGCUGGAGCGGCUGGAGCGCGCGAGGCGGCGGCGACGGCAGCAGGUCUGGUGGUUGAUGAUGCGAAUAUUCCUGUGCUGGGACUCGGGCCGGGAUUGACAUGGAUGGGUGGCAAUAAUGGGCCUAUAGGGAGUUUUAGAGAUGCGAGGGGGGAGUUGAGGGAGGGGUGGGGAAGUUUUAGGGAUGCGGGAGGGUUUGGGAGUUUGAGGACGCCGUCUUUUAGGAGGGGGAGUGAACAUGCGAGUGAUUCGGGGAGUGGAAGUAAUGCGCCUAAGGGAGAGUGA